AUGGCAGAUCACCAGAUCGAGCCCGUCGAUCAUCACCCUACUGACCAUUCUGCUAAUGGAGAGCGCAAAGACUCCACAAGCGGUGAUUCCGCUUCCAGCAAGACCUUGAGCUCAGGCUCUGCAGGUUGUGAUGAGAGCAAGGACCUCGCAACGGAUGAACACGAUUGCUCCGGCAGUCUCCCAUGCGAGCCCCAGAUGCUCAGCGCCCAUGUCGCGAGUGACGAGGAAGCCGCGCCAGAACCCGCAUCCACAGAUGUUGGCGGAUCUAUGCACUUCUCUAUGGACGCGCCCAAGAAAAAGAAGAAGAAGCGUAGCAAGCCUGGCAAGACCAGACGUGCCAUCACUGGAUUCGAAGAAUUCUAUGCUGACUCUCCGACCACUCCGGACGAGCAUCAGGAGAACAAGAAGCUCUAUGACCCCAUCCUCCCGUUUGCGCAGCGCAUUGAGACGUGCAUUCAGCGCUAUCGCCAGAAGCGCCGCUUCGAUAGUCCCAGAAACUUCUUGUUUGACAAGUAUCUGGCUCUGGGCGGCAUCGAGAGUGCCCAACGCAUGUUUCAAGGCCUUGACAAGAAUGACUUGAAGCAGUUGAGCGCCGAGGAGAUCCGCGAGGCUACCGCGAGAGACGUCAUCCAGCCCGGCGUUGGCGGCUCCAAAUUCUAUGACCCGGAGAAUCCUGAGCACUGGCGAGUCGACUUUGCGAUCGUCGUGAAGGGCUUCUUGUCUCGCUGGGUCCCUGAGAACUACCCUCGUAGCGAUACAAGCUUUGAAGAAGACAACAAGCAGGCAGCCGAUCUGAUUCACAACUUCCUCAAGUAUGUCCAGGCUGUCGAUGCGUGCCCGGAGUACACGUCGCAGAUUCUGGCUGCGGAAGCUAUUUGCUCUAUCGCGCCCGAUGAGCUUCGCAACGUUCGACAGCUCUACAAGGAGCUGCGCGACCCCUUCAACACCGCCGCCAAGUUUCUGUUUUGCGACGGCGGUGUCUUCGAGAUAGAGAAAGAACCCUCCAAUGAUGGCGCGGCUACGAAGACUCCACUCGCCUUCGACGAACAGGAUCCCAGCAUGGUUCCCGAGAAGCUUGACCCCUUCACUCAGCUCGUCAUCUUCCGCCUGACAGUCAUGGACGCCCUCAAAGACUCGGACCACCAGGCUGCCGACGAGGAUCCGCGCAACAUCCGCGUCGUGAGUACCAUGAAUGAGACGUACCAGGUCGUCUCCGUCAAGCGCCGCAAGAAGAGCGAGAAGAAGAUGCUCGAGAAGCUUCUCGGCCAGCAAGACCUGCAGGGCAAAGUCAAGUCAGCCGGCACCUUGAAUCUUCAACGGUCCGUCAUCGACCAUGCCUACAGCAACAUGCCGCGCCCAGAUCAGCUCGAUCUCAGCAAGGAGCCGAUCGAGGCCUUCAUAAUUGACGAUGACAUCCUCGCCAAGGUGCAGCCUGGAAUGAAGCUCCAGCUCGUCGUUUGCGAGUUGAAUAUUGGCAUCAAGUUCAUCAAGGAGGUCAAUGACGUGCGGGUCAGCUUCGAUACCCUGCUGCCGCAGAGCCUCAUGCUCACUUGGAAGGAACCUGUCGAGAGCGAUCGACCAGCCCCCUCGGUUGAUAGCCCAAGCUUGGGCAUGGGCAUUGGCGUGGAUGAUGAGACGGUACUUGACAUUUGA
Molecule: messenger RNA, 1653 nt
Organism: Neoarthrinium moseri
Lineage: Eukaryota; Fungi; Ascomycota; Sordariomycetes; Amphisphaeriales; Apiosporaceae
Exons: 3
Coding region: 1-1653 (550 amino acids)
Biological process (GO): regulatory ncRNA-mediated gene silencing
Cellular component (GO): ARC complex
Source: RefSeq, a predicted model, not a curated record